GUGGACGUCACAGGAACGCCCCAGAAAGAAGAAGAAAAAAAGAAAAGUGUGUAAUGACAGUGAAUUGGCUUUUGUUUCUGCCAACAGUCCGGAGCAAAACUACAACCACCUCAUGCUGACGAUGAUAUGGCAGCUGGAAGAGCAAGUUCAUUUCGUCGUGUUGGGAGUCUCAUGCGGAGUAAAUCUGAGGGGACACUGAUUGAUCUAAAUGACAAAGUCACAACCAGUGACAGCAGGAAUGAUGUGUCACAGAACUCUGAGUGGUUACUUUCACAACCAUCCGACGCACGUUCAUCUCAGUCAAAAAAUCCGUUCUGGAACAAACUGUCUGCAUCGAAUCCUUUCUUAGAUGACAUUGAACGCAGCAGCACGGAGAAACCCCUUUCAAGCACUUUCCAUGUUAAAUCAGACAAUGAAAGUCCUACGGAAACGAAUGACGAUUGUGCCUUCAGCACAUCCUCGGAUGAAGAGAACACGGGGACCUUUUCGGGAAACCAACACGGAGCCAUCGACAGAUCGGGGAGAUGCAGAAGUGCCUCCGACAUCCUGGACGAUCUGGAGAGAAAAGUGCCAAAACGAGAGAACAGCUUCAAGCCGCCCAGGCCGGUGCUCAACCCGGAUUUUGAGUGGCUCAAGAACGACAGAGAGGCCUACAAGAUGGCCUGGCUGAGCCACAGGCAGCUCACCCGCUCAUGUCUGGAUCUAAAUCUCAUGAGCCAGAGUCCGGGGUGGGCUCAGACACAGGCCACGGGCUAUCAGGUCACUUGCAAGGUCGGCCACGCCGGAGGCUCGGUGCAGUUGCCAGCCUCAAAAAUUAGCAUCCAUCUCCCCGAAGGCCAUGUUCCUCCAGGAGAAGUCCAGGAAGUCACACUGAAAGCAAAGCUAGACCCUCCACCCGGACUCAAUAACAACUACAUGACCACCAUGAGUCCACUUCUCGAGGUGGUCCUCAGCAAUAUCAACAUCAAGGAGGGAAUCGCUCUGGAGAUGAAGCUGGCCGGAGAGGUGAAGAGCGACCCGCUGAGUCAGGUGAUGACCACUGUGGUCGGCAUGGUGUCCAACAAAAAAGAAGGACCUUACGCGAAGGUCAACAACUGUUACAUUUACAAGAAUAUGAUGCAAAUCAAGCUGCGGGACUUUAAGACACAUUUUUUUGUAAUCGCAGUCGCAGAGGCAUCUGCGAUCCAGUCUCCUGCUACCUCAGUGUGGGAUUACCUUGAUCGCAGAAUCACCGUAGCAGUUUAUGGUCCCAGGUUCAUCCAUCCGUCAUUCAAGGUCGUGGUAGUAGUUUGCGGCCAUGGGGACGUUCCGCCGAGGCUUCCGUUUUCAGACAUCUGCAGGGGAAACAAAAAUGUACCUGCACUUGUGCUGCAGCUUUGGGGAAAACAUGAGUUUACGCCGGAAAAACUGGACAACCUGCAUGUCGGUAUCAGCCUCACAGGCUCCGUGUUUAAAGUCAAACCCGGGGACAGCCUGAAAGAAGUGAGACACGGUCGGCUCUUGCUAGGCACGGUUUUUCAUCUGCCGGUAGCGUUGUCUUGUGCUAGAAAUACCAAAAUGACUCCUUUCAACUUAGAUCUAGAGGUGAAAGAUUCAAAAGCUGCAAUUGUUGCACAUUUCCAGGUGCCUUCGCCUCCCGCAGCACCCAUCAGGGCAGAGAAGCGAGUGCCGAGGCUGACGGAAAAGCAGAUUGAAAUGCCACGAAGCCCACCUAUCACUGAGGAAAGUGCUUCAGAUUCCCUCAAAUUCACAGACAGACCUGUGAACCUACAGUGUUACGGUGUGGCCUUAAAGUCAGUCUUCCGCCAGCCACGUGUAGACUACCUUCUGGAGUAUUUCAAGGGGGACACUGUGGCCCUCCUGUCCAGAGAGACGGUCAAGUCAGUGGGUAACUCAAAAGUGAAGGAGUGGUAUAUCGGGUUCCUCCGAGGCAGGACUGGUUUGGUUCACUGCAGGAACGUCAAGCUCAUAACCGCAGAUCAAGUGAUUGACUUCACCGGCGUUCGAGUCAGCACAGAGGUCCUCUUGGACAACAUGACGCUGCCCUUCAAGAAGCUUACUUACAUGUACUCCGCCAUCCAGACACUGGUCACUGAACACAUAACGAGCUGGAGAGGUCUGGCCGACGCGUUAGGGUACAGCGAGCUGCCGCUGGACACGAUCACGCGGACGCACGCCGAAACCGAGGCCGACAAAGUGGCCUGCGUGCUUGAAAAGCUGAAGGAAGACUGCCAUGCCGACAAGAGCAAGAAGAAGUUUCUGCAUGAGCUCAUGGUGGGCCUGUUGAAGAUGGACUCCGUGAAUCUUGUGGCCCGGCUGAUUCAGAACACGGUCAUUUUGUCCACGGCCGUGGAGCUCGGAGCUCGAUGGCGGGAACUCGCGGAGAAGACGGACAAACUAUCCAGUGCUCAGAUAGCGGGCUACGAGGCACCACACAGAGGCAAGAGCAAGGAGGUCGGGGCCCAGGCAAUGUGGAAGCCGGCCUAUGACUUCCUGUAUUCCUGGAGUCUGCGGUAUGGAGACAGCUACAGGGACAUGAUCCAGGACCUGCACUUGGUCCUGGACAAAAUGAAGAACCCGGCCACCAGACAGUGGAGGCAGUUGACCGGCGCCCUCAUCACAGCAAACUGUCUUGAUAUCUUUCGAGCCUCCGCAUACCCAAAUUCCUAGACUUUAUGCAGGUGCACUCUAGCGAUGACGGCGACUUUCGCACACUCUGGAAAAGCAGAGAGGUUUUGUUACACAGCAAAAAGGCUUUGAUCUUAUUUCCAAUGUUACUUUGCUCUUUUUUGUAUAGUUUUACUGUGUUGACAGUUCAAUCAGGUACUUGCACUAAAUGUUUGGCUCUCACUUAGUGAAUGUGAAAUGUGUACAGAACGCUCAUCGUACGAAGAAAAGUGCAGGUUGUGACUUUUCUUGACGUCUCCAUGUAAACAAAUGUGCCUUAAUGUGAAAGAUCAUUUUGAGAGAUUAUUUUCUGUCAAAUGUUUCAGUAGAGAUCAGUAGUUCUCAUCAACAGGAUAUAAAACAUCUCAGCAGCUGUUUUUAUCUUUCAUUCCUUUGCUUGUUAAUUGUGGAAAGACCAGGUUCAAUUAGUAUUUAUUAAACUAAUUGGAUUUCUUCUAGUGCAUUACUUAACUUACUGAAUGUAUUCAGUUAUUGUGGAUUUAGGGAUCCACAGUAUGAUGACAGACAUCAACCUCAUGGAAGUUUGUAUCAAUGGGAUUUUUAAGUUGUAGUUUUCUGUAAAAUACUUUUGUAAUGAUAAUGUGAACACGGUUUCUAACUAACUAUCUCAAGGGUUUCAGCGCUGCCAAGACUAGAGUUUCUGUGCUGGAAAAGUGACAUUUUCCUGAUGCCAGUAAACAAACCAUGAAGAUGCUACUUUAAAGUGUCAUGAACUAUUGUUUUCUUAAAUAUGAGUAUGUCCUUUUUAAACUGUAAUAGAAUGUUUAAGGUAUGUGCAAAGCAGAUCAUUUCAUAGAGAUUGACAAUGUAACCAUUGUGUUGCGCGAUGGAAAGCUCGGUGCAGAGCGUCCAGCCGCAUACACACACGGUGCCUUCAGUCGCUGAAAUGUUCAACAACGACAGAUAUCCUUGAUGGUGAAAUGAAGAUGUGCUUCUGCAGUUAUGAAUAAAUACUAACUGGAGUAAGUUA
Messenger RNA from Gasterosteus aculeatus aculeatus (three-spined stickleback), 3658 nucleotides. RefSeq names its product MET transcriptional regulator MACC1 (gene macc1). The record is from RefSeq and is a predicted model, not a curated record. Gene Ontology annotation, molecular function: protein binding. Lineage: Eukaryota; Metazoa; Chordata; Actinopteri; Perciformes; Gasterosteidae. Gene Ontology annotation, cellular component: cytoplasm.